Diaporthe amygdali is the source of this 933-nucleotide messenger RNA. RefSeq lists its product as uncharacterized. Gene Ontology annotation, biological process: nucleoside metabolic process. The transcript is spliced from 3 exons. The record is from RefSeq and is a predicted model, not a curated record. Gene Ontology annotation, cellular component: cytosol. Gene Ontology annotation, molecular function: S-methyl-5-thioadenosine phosphorylase activity. The coding region runs from base 1 to 933 and encodes 310 amino acids. NCBI's taxonomy places the organism in Eukaryota, Fungi, Ascomycota, Sordariomycetes, Diaporthales, Diaporthaceae.
AUGGCCACAGAACUUCCAGACAAGUACGACCGGCCGGUCCACAUCGCCGUGAUAGGCGGCACCGGCCUCUCUAAGAUCGAUGGCUACCACCCCGUGGCAUCCGUCAACCCCUUGACCCCAUGGGGCUACCCCUCCGCCCCGAUUCAGAUCCUCGAACACAACGGCGUGCCCAUCGCCUUCCUGUCGCGACACGGCGCCCACCACGAGCUUGCCCCCCAUGAGGUCCCCGCGCGCGCCAACAUCGCCGCCCUGAGGCACAUCGGUGUGCGGAGCGUCAUCGCCUUCAGCGCCGUCGGGUCUCUCCAGGAGCACAUCAAGCCCAUGGACUUUGUCGUCCCCGACCAGAUCAUCGACCGCACCAAGGGUAUCAGGCCGUUCACCUUCUUCGAGAAGGGCUUGGUGGGCCACGUUGGUUUUGCCGACCCCUUCGACGCCAAGAUGGCGGCCGUGGUCAAGGCCUGCGCCGGCGCGAUGCAGGGCGAAGGAUCGACUUUGCACGAUAGCGGAACAAUCAUUUGCAUGGAAGGACCCCAGUUCUCGACGCGCGCCGAGUCCAACAUGUACCGCUCCUGGGGCGGCAGCGUGAUCAACAUGUCGGCGCUGCCCGAGGCGAAGCUCGCGCGCGAGGCCGAGCUGGCCUACCAGAUGAUCUGCAUGGCGACCGACUACGACUGCUGGCGCAGCACGGGCGGCGAGGACGUCGACGUCGCCAUGGUCAUGAAGUACAUGAGCGCCAACAGCGUCAACGCCAAGCGGCUCGUCGGCGCCGUCCUGGACGAGCUGUCCAAGCACGACAACAGCGACCUGGUCCUGGCCAAGCACUGGGAGGGCGCGAGCGGCGGCGCCGUCAAGUUCAUGACCAAGCCUGAGGGCAGGGACCCCGAGGCCAUGAAGCGCGUCGAGUACCUGUUCCCUGGUUUCUGGGAGAGCUGA